Molecule: messenger RNA, 5862 nt
Organism: Cercopithifilaria johnstoni
Lineage: Eukaryota; Metazoa; Nematoda; Chromadorea; Rhabditida; Onchocercidae
Source: the annotation of a GenBank genome assembly
AUGGAUUAUGAGAAGGAUCCAGGUUGGCAGUACUUGCGACAGACGCGCGAGCAGAUGGCUGCUGAUCAGUCAAAACCAUUUGAUUCGAAAAAGAAUUGUUGGAUUCCUGAUGCUGAAGAAGGAUAUAUUGCUGCCGAAAUAACAAGUACAAAGGGGGACAAUGUCACCGUGGUGUCUGCUCGUGGUAAUGAGGUGACAUUAAAGAAGGAUAUGCUACAAGAAAUGAACCCACCAAAAUUCGAAAAAACAGAGGACAUGUCAAAUUUGACAUUUCUGAAUGACGCGUCUGUAUUGCACAACCUUCGAGCACGAUAUUCCGCAAUGCUCAUCUAUACUUAUUCCGGUUUAUUUUGCGUCGUGAUAAAUCCCUACAAACGUCUUCCAAUUUAUACUGAUUCGGUUGCAACAAUGUACAUGGGAAAAAGACGAACUGAAAUGCCACCACAUUUGUUUGCUGUAUCAGAUGAAGCUUACCGAAACAUGCUGGUAGAUCAUGAAAAUCAGUCAAUGCUAAUUACCGGAGAAUCUGGUGCUGGUAAAACAGAGAAUACCAAAAAAGUCAUUGCAUAUUUCGCAGUGGUUGGUGCAUCGCAGAGUAAACAAAAUCAAGGGGAGAAAAAAAUCACUCUGGAAGAUCAGAUCGUGCAGACAAAUCCAGUUUUGGAAGCGUUUGGUAAUGCCAAAACUGUGCGUAAUAACAACUCAUCACGAUUCGGCAAAUUCAUUCGUAUUCAUUUUUCAAGACAAGGAAAAGUUGCUUCCUGUGACAUUGAACAUUAUUUGCUAGAAAAAUCUCGUGUAAUUCGUCAAGCUCCUGGAGAACGAUGCUAUCAUAUUUUCUACCAAAUCUUUUCCGAUUUCAAUCCAACUCUCAAGAAAGAACUCCAGCUCGAUCAGCCACUUAAAUCUUAUUACUUUGUGGCGCAAGCCGAGUUGAGCAUCGAUGGUGUUAAUGACAAAGAAGAGCACCAGUUGACAGAUGAAGCUUUUGAUAUCCUCAAUUUCUCACUAGAAGAGAAAAUGAACUGCUACCGUCUGGUUGCAGCGAUCAUGCACAUGGGUUGUAUGAAAUUCAAACAACGGCCACGUGAAGAGCAAGCAGAACCGGAUGGUACCGACGAAGCCGAGAAAGCAGCGAACAUGUAUGGAAUUGACACAGAGGAAUUCUUGAAAGCCCUCACUAAACCACGUGUUAAAGUUGGUACGGAAUGGGUCAGUAAAGGACAAAAUGUGGAUCAGGUAACCUGGGCUGUUGGUGCAAUGGCAAAGGGAGUCUAUGCCAGGAUUUUCAAAUGGCUUGUCGACAAAUGUAAUAAGACUCUGGAUCAGAAAGGUCUCUCGCGUGACUACUUCAUUGGAGUUUUAGAUAUUGCUGGAUUUGAAAUUUUCGACUUUAAUUCAUUCGAACAACUGUGGAUCAAUUUUGUAAAUGAGAAACUACAACAGUUCUUCAACCAUCACAUGUUUGUGCUAGAACAGGAAGAGUACGAACGCGAAGGAAUUCAGUGGACUUUUAUCGAUUUCGGCCUUGAUUUGCAGGCCUGCAUUGAACUCAUAGAGAAACCUAUGGGAAUCAUUUCAAUGCUGGAUGAAGAAUGCAUUGUACCCAAAGCCACUGACCUGACUUUAGCUCAAAAACUCGUCGACACUCAUCUCGGCAAGCAUCCCAACUUCGAGAAACCAAAACCACCGAAGGGUAAACAAAGCGAAGCACAUUUUGCCAUGAAGCAUUAUGCCGGUACUGUCCGCUAUAACGUCAUGAACUGGUUGGAGAAAAACAAGGAUCCACUUAACGAUACCGUUGUUUCUACCAUGAAAGGAUCUAAAACAAAUAACCUUCUGCUGGAAAUAUGGCAGGACUAUACAACGCAGGAAGAAGCUGCUGCCUCAAAAGAUGGAGGCGGUGGAAAAAAGAAGGGUAAAUCAGGAUCGUUUUUGACAGUUUCUAUGAUGUACCGAGAAUCACUGAACAGUUUAAUGAGCAUGCUGAACAUGACGCAUCCACAUUUCAUACGUUGUAUCAUCCCGAAUGAAAAGAAGACUUCUGGACUUCUCGAUGCUGCUCUGGUUCUAAACCAGCUUACUUGCAACGGUGUGUUGGAAGGUAUUCGUAUAUGUCGUAAAGGUUUCCCCAAUCGAAAUUUACAUGCUGAUUUUAAGCAGCGUUACGCAGUUCUUGCUGCUAAAGAAGCAAAAAGUGAAGACGAUCCAAAAAAGUCUGCUGAAGUGAUGCUCAGUAAACUUGUGAAUGACGGGGCAUUAACGGAAGAGAAUUUCCGUCUCGGCAAAACAAAAGUUUUCUUCAAAGCCGGUGUUUUGGCACAUCUGGAAGACCUUCGAGACCAGAAACUUGGCGAAGCCCUUACUGGAUUCCAAGCUAGGAUUCGUUCCUACAUAAAUUUGGCCGAACGCCAACGACGCAUGCAACAACGCCAUGGUUUGUUGGUUUUGCAGCGGAACAUUCGUGCAUGGUGCGUGCUGCGUACCUGGGAUUGGUUCCUCAUUUAUGGGAAAAUCAAGCCCAUGCUUAAAUGCGGCAGAGAGGGCGAAGAAAUUGAGAAAAUGAAUCAACAAAUCAAAGAGCUGGAAGAAAAUAUAGCAAAUGAAGAAAAAGCUCGUAAAGAAUUGGAAAGCAAUUCUACGAAACUGCUUGAAGAACGAAACAAUGUUUUCAAUGAACUAGAAGCAGCAAAGGCACAGCUAUCUGACGUCGAUGAUCGUCUCAAUAGACUCUCGACACUAAAAACAGAUGUUGAAAAGCAAAUUCAUGAGCUGGAAGAACGUCUUGGAGACCAGGAAGAUCGUAACUCUGACUUAUCACGCUCAAAGAAAAAGAUCGAAAAUGACGUUGAAAAUUUGAAAAAAACAAUCGCAGAGUUGGAAACUCGAUUGCAAAAAACAGAUGCAGAUAAGCAAAACCGUGAGCAACAGAUUCGGACAUUGCAAGAUGAAAUGCAGCAUCAGGAUGAAAAUAUUGCUAAACUGAACAAAGAGAAGAAGCAUCAGGAAGAAAUUAACCGGAAACUAAUGGAAGAUCUACAAGUUGAGGAAGACAAAGGAAACUACAAUAACAAAUUGAAGGGUAAAUUAGAACAAAGUCUAGAUGAUCUUGAGGACAAUUUGGAACGAGAGAAACGAGGACGUAACGAAAUUGAAAAACAGAAACGCAAAAUUGGGGGUGAAUUGAAGGUUGCCCAAGAGAAUAUGGAAGAGAUUGAAAGACAGAGACAUGAAAUUGAAAGUAAUUUGAAGAAAAAGGAAAGCGAAGCCCAAGCAAUUACAGCACGUUUGGAGGAAGAGCAAGAUCUUGUUGGGAAGCUUAAGAAACAGGUCAACGAAACACAAAAUCGCAUAACAGAACUAGAAGAAGAACUGGAGAAUGAACGGCAAUCACGAAGUAAAGUGGAACGAGCAAAAUCAGAUUUGCAACGCGAACUAGAAGAAUUGGGAGAUCGUUUGGAUGAACAAGGUGGUGCUACGGCUGCUCAGGUGGAAGUAAACAAGAAGCGUGAAGCAGAGUUGGCAAAACUUCGUCGUGAUUUGGAAGAAGCUAACAUGAAUCAUGAGAAUCAACUUGCGGCAAUUCGUAAGAAGCACAACGAUGCAGUUGCGGAAUUGGGUGAUCAAAUUGAACAGGCACAGAAGGCGAAAGCCAAGAUUGAGAAAGACAAGAUGCAAGCACAACGCGAUGCUGAAGACUUCGUAGCACAAAUUGAUGGUGAAACAGCAGCAAGAAUGAACAAUGAAAAACUUGCAAAACAAUAUGAAAUGCAGAUUGCCGAAUUGCAAACCAAAUGCGACGAGCAAAAUCGACAACUUCAGGAAUUCACAACAUUGAAGACAAGGCUUAAUGGUGAAAAUAGUGACCUCGGGAAACAAAUUGAAGAAGCGGAGUCGCAGGUGAAUGCAAUGACGAGACUGAAGACUCAGCUGACAUCUCAACUGGAAGAAGCUCGUCGUUCACUGGAUGAAGAAGCGCGUGAUCGUAACAAUUUGGCAGCACAGAUGAAAAAUUAUCAACAUGAAAUCGAGCAAGUUCGUGAAUCGAUGGAGGAAGAAAUUGAAGCCAAAAGUGAGCUGAUGAAGCAGUUGAGUCGCGCAAAUGCUGAAAUUCAGCAAUGGCAAACACGUUUCGAAAGCGAAGGUUUAUUGAAGGGCGAUGAACUGGAAGAAUCAAAGAAACGACAGAUGCAGAAAAUCAAUGAACUCCAAGAAGCACUGGAUGCGGCUAAUUCAAAGAUUAGUUCCUUGGAAAAAACGAAAUCUCGUUUGGUUUCUGAUCUUGAUGAUGCUCAGAUGGACGUAGAGCGAGCCAACUCAUAUGCAAAUCAGCUUGAGAAAAAGCAGAAAGGAUUUGAUAAAGUAAUUGACGAAUGGAAGAGGAAGACCGAUGCCAUAGCUAUUGAAGUGGAUAAUGCACAACGAGAAGCUCGAAAUGUGUCAACCGAAUUGUUCAAAUUGAAAAGUGAACAAGAUGAAGUUCUGGAAACGAUUGAAGGCUUGAGACGUGAAAACAAAGAGUUGGCGCAAGAAAUUAAGGAUCUCACAGAUCAACUGGGUGAAGGUGGUCGUUCCGUAUUUGAAAUGCAGAAGAUAAUCCGUCGAUUGGAGGUUGAAAAAGACGAGUUACAGCAUGCUCUAGAUGAAGCCGAAGCUGCUCUAGAAGCUGAAGAAAGUAAAGUGCUCCGAGCGCAGGUUGAGAUUUCUCAAAUAAGAGCUGAAAUUGAAAAAAGAAUCCAAGAAAAAGAAGAAGAAUUCGAAAAUACACGCAAAAAUCAUCAAAGAGCGAUCGAAUCUAUGCAGGCGUCACUUGAAAAUGAGACGAGAAGUAAGGCGGAUUUGAUGAGAUUGAAGAAGAAAUUGGAAUCAGAUAUCAACGAAUUGGAGAUUGCGUUAGACCAUGCAAAUCAGGCGAACGCUGAAGCUCAGAAAAAUGUGAAACGUUAUCAAGAUCAAAUGAGAGAGCUACAGCAACAGGUCGAAAUCGAACAACGUAAUCGGGAAGAGAUUCGAGAGCAGUACUUGAAUAUGGAAAAGAAAGCGACUUUGCUGCAGUCGGAGAAGGAGGAGAUGUCAGUUGCGAUGGAUCAAGCAGAACGAGCACGCAAGCAAUCAGAACGUGAUGCCAAUGAAGCACAUACCCAGUGUAAUGAGUUAUCUGCUCAAGCUGAAUCGCUGAGCUCUGUAAAGAAAAAGCUCGAGACCGAACUUCUAGCAGUUCAAACCGAUCUUGAUGAAACUUUGAAUGAGUACAAAGCUUCGGAAGAGCGCUGCAAAGCAGCAAGCAGUGAUGCUGCACGACUUGCCGAACAGUUGCGACAAGAACAAGAAAAUUCAUUACAGAAUGACCGUAUAAGAAAGGCUUUAGAAUCUCAGUUGAAGGAGAUGCAGGCACGCCUGGAUGAAGCGGAAGCCGCUGCUCUUAAAGGUGGCAAGAAGGUCAUUGCGAAACUGGAAUCUCGUAUUCGUGAGCUUGAAAGCGAACUUGACGGGGAACAGCGACGAUAUCAGGAGACAAAUAAAAGUCUCACUAAACAUGAAAGACGCAUCCGAGAACUUCAAUUUCAGGUGGAUGAAGAUAGAAAGAAUGCCGAAAGAACGAGAGAUCUCAUCGAAAAGCUGCAGAACAAGCUUAAAUCGCAAAAGAAGCAAAUUGAAGAAGCCGAGGAGCUAGCAAAUGUGAACCUACAAAAAUUCCGCCAAAUACAGCAUCAGUUAGACGACGCAGAAGAGCGUGCCGAUCAUGCCGAAAAUUCGCUUUCUAAAAUGCGAGCCAAAACUCGCAGCGGUACAACAGCUUCGCCAGGAGUACAAAUCUCCCAGUCAUCUGUUUUUCGCUCCUCAUCACGCGCACAGUUUUAG